Messenger RNA from Pseudoliparis swirei, 1390 nucleotides. RefSeq names its product nuclear receptor subfamily 2, group F, member 6b (gene nr2f6b). The transcript has 5 exons. Gene Ontology annotation, biological process: anatomical structure development; cell differentiation; negative regulation of transcription by RNA polymerase II. NCBI's taxonomy places the organism in Eukaryota, Metazoa, Chordata, Actinopteri, Perciformes, Liparidae. The record is from RefSeq and is a predicted model, not a curated record. Bases 1 to 1224 code for a protein of 407 amino acids. Gene Ontology annotation, molecular function: zinc ion binding; RNA polymerase II cis-regulatory region sequence-specific DNA binding; nuclear receptor activity.
AUGGCCAUGGUGAGCGGGGGAUGGGGCAACCCCAACGGGGACACCAACGGCCUGGGGGAGAAGGCCUACCUGAGGAGGGAGGACACGGAGGAGGGGGGGGGCGGCUCGCCUCAGGCCGGCAGCAGCGACGUGGAGGUCGGCGACGAGGACAAGAGCUGCUGCGUGGUGGACUGCGUGGUGUGCGGGGACAAGUCCAGCGGGAAGCACUACGGCGUGUUCACCUGCGAGGGCUGCAAGAGCUUCUUCAAGAGGAGCAUCCGGAGGAGCCUCAACUACUCCUGCAGAUCUAAUCGAGAAUGCCAGAUCGACCAGCAUCACCGUAACCAGUGCCAGUACUGCCGUCUGAAGAAAUGUUUCCGUGUAGGAAUGCGCAAAGAAGCAGUCCAGAGGGGUCGCAUCCCUCCGUCUCUCUCGGGUAUCAGUCCCAACUCGCUGGCCGGCGGCGGUCCGGGUCUCAUCGGGUCGGACUUCUUCAACGGGACGCCGGUGUCGGAGCUCAUCUCCCAGCUGCUCCGGGCCGAGCCGUACCCCAGCAGCCGCUACGUGACCCCGUACGGCCAAGGCCAGAUGCAGGCGUCCGCCAGCGGAGCCUCCGUCAUGGGCAUCGACAGCAUCUGUGAGCUGGCGGCGCGGCUGCUCUUCAGCACCAUCGAGUGGGCCCGGAACAUCCCGUACUUCCCAGAACUCCCAGUCUCAGAGCAGGUGGCGCUGCUGAGGCUGAGCUGGAGCGAGCUCUUCAUCCUGAACGCCGCUCAGUCCGCCCUGCCGCUGCACAUGGCUCCUCUGCUGGCCGCCGCCGGCUUCCACUCGUCCCCCAUGUCGGCGGAGCGCGUGGUGUCCUUCAUGGACCAGGUCCGGGUGUUCCAGGACCAGGUGGACAAGCUGAACCGGCUGCAGGUGGACUCAGCCGAGUACAGCUGCCUCAAAGCCAUUGCACUAUUUUCACCUGAUGCUUGUGGUCUGACGGACCCAGCCCACGUGGACUCCCUCCAGGAGAAGGCCCAGGUGGCCCUCACCGAGUACGAGAGGCUGCAGUACCCCAACCAGCCACAGCGCUUUGGCCGCUUGCUGCUGCGCCUGCCGGCUCUGCGCGCCGUGCCGGCCAACCUCAUCUCCCAACUCUUCUUCAUGCGGCUGGUGGGCAAGACGCCCAUCGAGACGCUGAUCCGAGACAUGCAGCUAUCGGGGAGCUCCAUCAGCUGGCCCUAUGUACCGGGGCAGUGAACCCAGCUGGUUCUGGUCCUAUGUACCGGGGCAGUGAACUCAGCUGGUUCUGGCCCUACGUACCGGGGCAGUGAACCCAGCUGGUUCUGGCCCUACGUACUGGGGCAGUGAACCCAGCUGGUUCCAGAGGGAGGCAGACUGAGAUUAGAUUGAAUCAGAGCUCACA